CGGUGGAUCACAGACCCGUCAGCCGAGCGUCUUACAUCACAUUUCCGUCUUCAGUAAUUUCUUGUCACUCGUCCUUACUCCCCUAAAAAAAUCUGAUUCGAACUGGAUCCAUUUUCGAAUCUAAACGAUACUGAAAGCACCCGUUUUUAUUUUUUUGUCCCUUUGUCUAGACUUUAUUUAUUUAUUUAUUUUUAAAUCGUGGAUUUCCGCGAUAAAACGGAACUAUUAAAGUACACACGGUGUUCCGAACGGACAGUCAAUAUUGGUGCACCAAAUUUUACCAUGAGCUAGGUCUUGGAUAGUGAUUUUUUCCCUACUUAUUUUGAUUUACUUUACCAUUUAAUGUACUCCAGGUACGCUUGGUUACUUUGUGUAUAUUGUCUAUUUGUCAUGUAUUUAACUGUACGUGAAACGUGUUUUGAUUAAAAGUGCAUGCCGAGGAAAAGAAACACAAGAAGACGCGAGUCCACCAGAGGCCGAAUCCUAAACGGCUGCGCACUUCCUGCAGAUGCAGCACUGCAGCACUUCGGCUCCAUUUCACUGGCAGCACAGCGACAACUCCUUCGCUUUCAACUUUUCCCCAGCGAUCACUCCAUCCUUGCCCCAAAGCAUCAUGGAUCCAAACAAGUCGUGUCCAAGACACGCGGCGGACUCAGAUGCCAGUUCAGGUUUCGCUUUCAACUUCCAGAUCCCUGCAGGAGCGGAGCAGAAGAGUGACCCAGAAGCUCACACAGGGAAAACGGUGAUGAGUGAAGCGGCUCAAGGCUUGGAGUCGACUGUGGAUUCAAAACCUAAAUCCAAAAAGAAGAAGAAGAAGAAGUCUGGAGCGGGUGGACGAGAGGAAGCUGUGAAUAAAACGAGAGAGGAAGCGCCCAAGCAGGGGAGCACGGAACUGACUCCAGAGCAGCAGCUGAGUCGAGAACUGGACUGGUGUAUUGAGCAGCUGGAGUUGGGACUGAGGACUCAAAAAUCCUCCACUAAACAAAGAGAGGAAGCCUCUCUUGCUCUAAAGACUCUGCGCAGCUCCAAAGCACCGAUAGUGAAGAAGAGGCAGGUAAUGAGAGCCGUGUCUGGAGAUUACCGCAAAAAGAUGGAGGAGGACAGAGAAAGACAGUACAAACUGAUCCGCUCAGCGAUGUCCACAGCCAAGGUGACGUGUGUGUCAGAGCCUCGUUGUAGAGGAGUGUAUCACCGGCACGCUGAGACUCUCAAACUUCCAGCACGCAGCACAGACCCGAGUGAGGCUUCACUACCUGCUGAGCAGACAGACGGAGCUGGGUUUGUGUUCAGACCUUCAGGAGAGGAGUUUCGCUUCAACUUCAAACUUUGAAAAUCUUCACUGGGGGAAAAACACAAACUCUGUGUGACUUAAAAAAGUGUUUCUUUUUUUUUUAAUAUAAAAUGAGGUGUAUGUCAUUCUGACGUUGUUCAAUAAACAUUCAAAAUCC
Hemibagrus wyckioides is the source of this 1448-nucleotide messenger RNA. RefSeq names its product linkage group 01 C8orf33 homolog (gene lg01h8orf33). The record is from RefSeq and is a predicted model, not a curated record. Bases 509 to 1330 code for a protein of 273 amino acids. NCBI's taxonomy places the organism in Eukaryota, Metazoa, Chordata, Actinopteri, Siluriformes, Bagridae. The transcript has 5 exons.